Pieris rapae (cabbage white) is the source of this 2908-nucleotide messenger RNA. Its product is annotated as zinc finger protein 677. The record is from RefSeq and is a predicted model, not a curated record. Lineage: Eukaryota; Metazoa; Arthropoda; Insecta; Lepidoptera; Pieridae. Gene Ontology annotation, biological process: regulation of transcription by RNA polymerase II. Gene Ontology annotation, molecular function: RNA polymerase II cis-regulatory region sequence-specific DNA binding; DNA-binding transcription factor activity, RNA polymerase II-specific. Gene Ontology annotation, cellular component: nucleus. The coding region runs from base 288 to 1457 and encodes 389 amino acids. The transcript has 7 exons.
UGUAUAAUCUCUAGACAUAUAAACAUGUGAUAAUGAGAAAAUGAGAGUAUUAUAGGUUUCAUAUAUCCUAUUCAGUUAUUGUGUAGGCUUACGUAAUCUUAUUCUUUUUAAAAAAACAAGUGCCAAAAAGACAAGCUUGAGCCUGAGAAAAAAAUAAUUUUGACAUUUUAAUUUUUUCUUGCUUCCACUUUUACUUCCCGCUAAAUUAAUUUAUUUUAAAUUUGUAUUAAUUAUGACAUCAAAUCCAUAUUUAGAUGGUAUGCAUUUAAGUUAAUGAAAAGGUAAAAAUGGAAUCAAAACCAGUAAGGAUGGUUAAUGUUAUUCCAAUAACAAGACUUAAGAAAAUACCACUACCAGAUGAUAGUGAAGACACUGUGGCAUGUCGUAUAUGCAAAAAGUCUUUUGCUAAUGAAGUUGCAUUGAAUAACCACAGUCGUCUUGAACACAUUGAUGCUCUGCUUAGUGGGCAAGAUAUUUGUGUAAGAAAAAUUAAGGUCGAUGCAAUCUCCAAGGAUAAUGGAAACGAUACAAAUUCAAGUGAUAGCGAAAAGAAAGCUAAAAAACCUAAAAUAGAAAAGGUGAAAGUCAAAGUUCCCGUUAAGAAAGUUAAGGAAGUGAAGGCUAUCACCGGGCCGUUUGAGUGUCUUCAGCCAUCAUCUCUAGUUUCCGAUAGUAUAUGUCACCAGAUGUUCUUCUCUUGCUGCGAGUACUCGGCACAUAUCAGAGACGAACACACGCGACGAAGGAAAGGUGUCAAGUGUCAGGUAUGCGAGAAACCACUCACCGCUUCUGGAAAUGACCAGCUACCAUACAUUUGUCAGUUUUGCGCCGCCGGCUUCGAGCGCUGCAUGGAUCUAUCCGACCACGUGGCAAAACACCACAGUAAAAUAAAGCCAUACCAAUGCACCGUUUGCAAUAAACGUUUCACUCAGCAGGGCGGCCUCGUACAACACAUGCGAGCGCAUUCGGGUGACAAACCCUUUAACUGCACCUACUGCCCCAAGGCCUUUACUCAAAAGUCCGGUUUAGACCAACAUUUACGAAUACACACAAAAUCCAAACCAUACAAAUGCGUCAUAUGCGGCAAGGCGUUCUGUCAGUCCGUACAUUUGCAACAACACAUGCGCACUCACACCAAUGUCGCGCCGUUUCAGUGUAUCAUAUGCCAGAAACGGUUCAAGCAGAGCAGCCAUCUGAAUUACCAUUUGAAAUACCACAACCCGUUGAACAUGACGGACGAGCAGAAAGAGAAAUAUACGGAGCUGAUGCGAAUGAUGGGCAAGGAGAGUAUCUUUGAAUUGCUUGACACGAAAGAUGAAGGCGCGAUUGAAGUUGAAGGAAACGAAAUUGAGGUUAAAUUUCAGGAAGUCAGUUGUGAAGAGGAAUUGAUUGUGGAUGGACAGGAAUUGCUGGAACAAGAUAUCGGAAAUGCGGUGGAAGUUGAAUACAUUGAUUAAAUUUUGGGGACGGCGACAUGGACCAGAUCUCAGUUCAAUUGAUAUCCUUAAGUCAGAGUGGAUUUAUAGGUUUACAAAGCCCUUUAGAUGGAGAGGGUUUCUCGUCUCGAAGGUACGAUUAUCGAAAGAAUAUAAAAAAGUCUCUUCGUCUAUUCACACGUUCUUCUUCGGCGACAUUUGCCUCGCAGCGGUAAAUUUAUAGUGAAUUUCAAAUCAAUAAUCGUGUUUCGAGGUUUUGUGCCAGUUGCUACUAUGAGUGCGUGAGGGUGUUUUAAUUAUAUCUUCUAAGAGAAUUACUAAUUUAACGGAAACGGGAAAAAGAUGUUUAAUAUUUGUGAGAACAAUACCCUAGCAAUCACUUAACUCGAAUGAAAUUUCGCACUCACAACGGUUUAAACCAAUAAAUCUGCCGAUGAAUGUUAGAACAAGGGGUUAUGCGACAGAAUUGUCAUCUGAAAUUCUAAUAUGUAACUACUAAACGAAUACAUUAACCAAUAGAGUGUAUUUUUUCUCGAUCUCCCUUUCUCACUGCUCUAAAUCGGUCUCAAUCGCUCUCUCCCUUCUCUUAGACAAAAACGCUGCACAUCUGCGUGACGUUGCAUGCGUUAAAAAUUUACCCUCAUGCGCCUCGUAAUAAAAGUAUUUUACUAAAAAUCGCUGGCGAAUAUCGUAUGACUUAAUUGUUGGUCAGCUUCAAGUUCUUGCCUGUUAACAUUUUGAUACGUACGAGUGGACGUAGUAGCGUACGAUUUCUCGCAUCAAAACGUGCGAGGUACUCACACAUGUUCGUUAUAUCAUGGAUACGGAUUUUCCGCCCUAAAAUACAAAUUCGUUUGUUAAUGUCAACUAUAGAAUAUUUGAAAGCUUCCAUCUCUUUAUUUAGUUCUUAAUAUGCAAAUGGAGCGAUGUUUUUACACAAUUUUUCUGUUAUUGUACAUAAAGAUAUGUAUUGUAUAACAUGAUAAAUACUCGUGUGGAUUUGACGUCGUUCUAAAUUUUACUUAGAAUAAAGUUUCCAGAUUGAAAAUGAUACGGAGGUACAAGAAAAUGAAUUAUCUGUUAAUUAUUCUAGCUAUAAUUUAACUAUAACUGUUAUUAAGUACUAUUCAAGGCUCCAUCAAGUAUAUAUAAUUUAAUAUAUACAAUUUCCAACAUAUAUAAUUUCGUUCGGCAUUAGUGAGUGAUUUUGUCUCUAACACAGGUAGGUAUAAUCCAGGAGAUACUUUUAUACCUGAUAUAUAUGCACUAACGGAAAUCGAAUUUAUAUGAUCAGAAACACUUAUGGCUGAAAUUGAUUUAGUAAGAGAUAUUUUUUAUUAUUAACGUGAUUACUGCAUUUUAUUCAGUAAAUAUAGUAUUGAAAGGUUUCAUACACGAGUUAACGUCUUCGGCUCGGUAGAGUAGUUUACAUUUAAUUAUACUUUAAACCAAUAAAAAAUAUAAUUGUAUUU